Engraulis encrasicolus (European anchovy) is the source of this 4275-nucleotide messenger RNA. RefSeq names its product zinc finger protein 436-like. Lineage: Eukaryota; Metazoa; Chordata; Actinopteri; Clupeiformes; Engraulidae. Gene Ontology annotation, molecular function: RNA polymerase II cis-regulatory region sequence-specific DNA binding; DNA-binding transcription factor activity, RNA polymerase II-specific. The transcript has 9 exons. The record is from RefSeq and is a predicted model, not a curated record. Gene Ontology annotation, biological process: regulation of transcription by RNA polymerase II; mitotic spindle assembly checkpoint signaling. The coding region runs from base 379 to 2073 and encodes 564 amino acids.
GUUGAAGAAGAGUGUACCACAGACUUCCUUGUUUUGUUUAUGCCCGUGUUCAAUCAUAUGUUUUGUAAAAUACCUCUAGCUUAUUACCGUCACUAACCGAAAGAAGAAUAGAAACACCACGGUAAAGUUUGGUAGAGACUUUGUGAUUCAGCAUGAACUGAAGGUGUGUAAAAUAGUUCGGUUGUUGUUUUCAUUCUGAAAUUCACGGGAGUGGGAAUAGUCGUGCCUACUCGGCUUCUGUUGUCAAAGUAGCCUGAAUCUGUUAAUUUAAAUUUAUAAGCACCCUGGUAGAACUAUUUCACGGCCAAAUCGAGCCGAUCCAUCAUUAAUUGACUUGACGUUCCACAUCAUCCGCAUCUUCCUACCAGAGCACCAACAAUGGCCUGCGAUAUGACUGAGAUUUAUUGCCAUAUUAAUGCGAAUCACAAGGAAGUCUGUAGUGACCUUGAGAAGGCCGGUCUAUUCAUCACAGAAGCAUUGCAGAGUGAGAUCCGGAGGAACACAACUCUGUGCAUGUUAAUCCACCGUCUGGAAGAGAGGGCGGCUGAGAAUGGAAGGAGCCAAUCAGAGCAGGUGGAGUCAAACCGGCAGCUGAAGCUCCAGGUGGAUGAACUACAGAAACAACUGGAGGACAAAGACAACUCGCUAACACAAGCCAAACAGAGUAUUGCUGUCCUGAAGAAUGAACUGGGGGACCUAAAACAGCAGCUGCAGAUCCAUCAGUGUGAUCACAGGAUGACUCAGGAAGUGAAUGAGUGGCAACAGGAUGAGAGCCUGCCCAAUAUUGUGAAAGAAGAGGAUGGUGUCCAGCAGAAUUAUCUUGUUGCAGUUAAAGAGGAAGAUAGUGAUGAUUGGUAUCCAUUUAGUCAAUCAGAUGAAGUUGACACCUCCACAGAACAGACAACCUCCUCGUGUGCAGACAUUAAAAUAGAAUUCUUACAGGAGGAUGAAGAGAAGUUAGACAUAACUCCAGUUGUCAGCUCUGAUCUAGACCCAGUCAAGUGUUUAAGAUUAUCAGUGCAACUGGUUGACUGUUGUGCAACAGAAGGUCAUCAAAGAACAACCAGCCAGAACAAUGAAGAUGGAGAAAACCACAAGAAUGUGAUGGCAGGGAAGGGAUCAGAAAGGGCAUUGUCUGGCGUCCCCAACUUCACAGCCGUCCCAGAGACAGAGGUGGAUAAUGGGAGGCCGUACAAGUCUCCUGUCUGUGGAGAGGAUUUCUCCAGCAAGUCAACAAUGGAAAAGCACCAGCAGGACAUUCACACAGGAGAGGAGCCUCAUCUCAAACAAGACCAGCACACACACACAGGAAAAACGCCUCUCUACCACAAACAUCAUGGCAAACAUGUAAAGCAUCAUCAAACGCACACUGACACAGGGCACAAGAGCCACCACUGUGACCAAUGUGAUCAGACUUUCAAGAAAGCAAGUAUUCUCAUUAGGCACCAGCUCAUCCACACAGGACAGAGACCUUAUCAAUGUGCUGAAUGUAACAGAGGUUUUAAGCGGUCGGAGCAUCUCAAACUGCACCAGCGCCUUCACACAGGGGUCAAGCCCUACCACUGCCGACAAUGUGGCAAGUCAUUCACACAAGUAGGAAAUCUGAAGAGGCACCAGCUCACCCACACAGGAGACAGACCAUGUCCACACACAUGUCCAGAAUGCGGCAAACUGUUUAGCCAUUUGGGAAAUCUGAAAACGCACCAGCGCCUUCAUACACGUGAGAAGCCGUACUACUGUGAAGAGUGUGGGAAGCGAUUUUCCCAAGCAGAGCACCUCAGGAUGCACCACCUCAUCCACACGGGAGAAAAGCCAUAUCAUUGUACUCAGUGUGGCAAGUUCUUUAGACAUUUGGUAAAUCUCAAAACGCACCAACUCAUUCACACAGGGGAGAAGCCCCAUCGAUGUCCAGAGUGCAGCCACUGCUUUAGAGAUUUGGGAAGUCUGAAAAGGCACCAACGCAUCCACACAGGAGAGAAGCCCUACCACUGUUUAGAAUGUGGCAGAGAUUUUAGAGAAUUGGGAACUCUGAAAAAGCACACACAGCGCACACACAUAGGAGAGAAGCGCUAACACUGUGUAGAACCCCCAUACUCAAAUAGUGGCCCGCGGGCAUCUAUUUUUGGCCCUAAUUUUGAAAAUUUAAAAAAAAAAAAAAAUGAGUAUUAUCGAUCGACUUACGAUUAAUUGAUAAGCGGCAUUUUUCUCCCGAAAUCUCUGUUUCUCGGAAAAAAACUACUAAAUCUAAAGAAUGUAAUACAAAAUUGACAUAAAAUACCACAUUUAAAUUAAUUCCAUUUCAAUUUUUUAAUCCAAAGGUGAUUUAACUAGUGAGUCUCUAGAUGUUAGACCCUGUGGUUUGUCAUUAUUUGCACCGACUUCCACAGACUUCUAUCAUAAUUUCCUAAGUGUCCUCAGGCAGCCCUUCUGUCUUCACAUUGGUCAAAGACGCACACGGUAUGAGAGGGGGCUCUUUAAAACAUAAAUAUAAAACUUCCUUGCCUAAUUCAUGUCCUAUGGGCAAAAGCAAGUGACAGAGGAGAUUCCCAUUUCUUAUCUACCAUAUUUGAGUCAAAGUCCCUUUGAAACCACACAGGUUCAAGCAGGCUACAGGUCAGACUGAGGCACAUCUUUUCACCAGUACAGUGCAGUAACUACAUAUUUUGUCAGACUUGAGUUUAGAUUGAAAAUAGUCUUCAUUUCACCUCGCUUAUCUUGUGACAAAGCAUUAAGGUCCAAAUGAGUCCCUUUUUAGAGAUACUGCUGUCAAAUCCGCAGUAACUACAAUAUCCAACCCAAUACCAAGAGUUUGAAAGCAUUUUUUCUCAGUGUCAAUGUUGGCGUAGUUACUGCAUUUUGGCUUUGAAGGGCAUUAUGUUUGAGUGAGUUUGUAUGGCUCACUGAAGGAGAGUUUAUGUCAUCUUGUGUUUGUUUUCAUUUGAUCAGACGACAGAUUGUGAAGGAAAAUGAUAUGUGAUAAAUAAGUUGAAUAUGAAUAUGAUAAAAUAUAUUAAAAAUGUACAUCUGUUCUAAGUAUAAUAUGUGCCUUCAGUUUAAAUUCAAGACAAAAAUAAUAAAAACACACAGACAAUUAAUAAUUGGUUGACUACAGUAUGAAUGAAACUAUGAGUGUCUAGGCGGGCAACACAGGGUGUGCUAUAGCAGUGGUUCUUAACCUUUUUUUCUUAACGCACCCCCUUACUUGUGCCGAAGACAAGCCACGCACCCCCAACCCAAACUCCUACACAUGUAUACGCACUAAAAAAAACGAUGAUAAGUGAUUGAUGGCAAUGAUUCUUGUGUGAGACACUAAUCAAUACCUUAAUUACUUCAAAUGGGGACCAAAACAAACGUUUUUUUGUCUUAAUUUGGCCUAGAUACCAUGUCUGCAAGCUGAAUUUUGGUCACAAUCUCAACCCAAAUUAAAUUCCGCGCACCCCAGGUUAAGAACCACUGUGCUAUAGUGUACUCCUGCUCUUCUUAUCAGCAGAGUUCCAGCUCCAAGGUCUCCUCUCCCAUGACGCAAGCCAACACAGUCCUGAGUCCUGACCACCCUCAGUCUUGCUCCGCACUGUCAAGAAGACCACCACCAACAGCUUCAUAGCAGGCUUUUGAGUAAGCUCAAAGUAGUUUUGCUCGUUCCUUGAAGUCCAAACGUCCGUCCAUGUAUUCCGACCAACAUCUGGAGUCUCUUCACAUGCAGGACCAUCGUAGAGCAGCCCAACUCGAUGUUUGAUGUAUGCAGGGUGGCCGCAGGUCCUUAAAAAGUCUUAAAUGUCAUUUUUUGCCAAAUAAGGCCUUGAAAAGUCUUAUUUUGUCUUAAAUUUUCAACAUUAAUGUCUUAAAUUUGUGGAGCUUAAUUUAGGGAGGAAUAAUUAUGUCAGCCAUGUGAUGAACUUCGCGACGGAAAUCGGGAGUUGUAGCCAUGUAGUAGUGUAAUUUAGAACGCAUUAUUGAAUUUUAUUUAGUGUAAAGUUUCAUUGUGUAUAGUUUUGUGUUUUCAAACGGCUACAUUAAUGUAAAUAACCAAUUGGUUUUUGUGCUUCAUUUGAACCUGUGUAUGAUCUUGCGAGUUGGUCCUAAUUUCAUUUGGAAAAUGGUAUUGAAAAGUCUUAAAAUGUCUUGAUUUUGACUUGCUAAAACCUGUAAACGCCGCGAGUUGGUCUUAAUUUUAUUUGGAAAAUGGUAUCGAAAAGUCUUAAAAUGUCUAAAUUUUGACUUGGUCAAACCUGUAGACACCCUGUGUAUGGCUUCCUGGACGAAAAGACCCCUGAA